UUUGAAUUUAAAAUACAAAAAAGAAUAAAAUAAAAACAAUCGGUGAUUUAUUCGAAGUCUAGGAAUUGUCAUUUUUAAAAGUUAUAUUUAACAUUUUCGACAUAGUUAAGAUCGACGCCAUGAAUACCAAUGGGUACAAAAUUCCAUUGCACAGCUUGCAAUUGCUAGAUGUCAGGCCCUUGCUAUAAUUCAAAAAGUCCUCCUCUAUAAAUUGAUACACCACACCACAUCAUUUCCUACACAAUCAAGAACAUCAUGAAUAAUAUUAUUGUGAAUAAUGCGAUGCUCCUUGUUAUAGCAGCGGUAGCAGCAUCAAUGAUGAUGCUGCCUACGGCAGAAGCUGCAUUGUAUACCGUCGGAGACGACUUGGGUUGGACUAUUCCUCCGGGCGGUGCUGCCACUUAUGCUGCCUGGGCGGCCAAGCAUAGCUUUGUAGUCAAAGAUAUUCUAGUGUUUAACUUUUCUGCCGGAGAAGAUGACUUGGCUGUGGUAACCAAGGAAGAUUUUGACACGUGUAACACCACGAACCCCUUAUAUGAAUUCGAAGAACCAGCGACACUUCAAUUUCUUGCAAGCGAUACAUUUUAUUUCACGAGCACCUUGGCCGGGCACUGCUCCAAAGGCCAGAAGUUAGCCAUUUACUUCGCUCCCUCUUCAACCGAUUCUCCAAGUCCAAGUCCAACGUCCUCCUUCCCCCUCAAAUUUGUGUCUCAAAAGAUCAUGCAGGGCACAAGAACAUAAUUAAUCAAUUAUGUAACCAUCGAUCUUGAAGCCCAAAUAAAGUUAAUUACAUGAUUAUAUAAUUCUGUAAUUUUCAACAGUUUAAUCUUUUACAUACAUGCAAGAAUUCAAGUUUGUUUCCUUCCUUGUCUUGUAUCAAAAUUAAUUUGUGAUACAUGGAGUUGAUAAAACUGCGUAUGUAUAUUCAACUUUAU
Prunus persica (peach) is the source of this 935-nucleotide messenger RNA. RefSeq names its product early nodulin-like protein 1. Gene Ontology annotation, cellular component: plasma membrane. The transcript has 2 exons. The record is from RefSeq and is a predicted model, not a curated record. Lineage: Eukaryota; Viridiplantae; Streptophyta; Magnoliopsida; Rosales; Rosaceae. The coding region runs from base 256 to 741 and encodes 161 amino acids. Gene Ontology annotation, molecular function: electron transfer activity.